UGAAAUGCAAAUUAUAGUCUGUUGCUAGCAACGCCAGCUGACCGUCAUGUUACAAAAACAGCACGCUGUUUGUGAAUAGUUACCAACAAAAUUCCAAAGACAACAAGAUCUUGACUUUAUUUAUCUAAAAUACUGCCUGCAAAAACUUAAAAAUCGAAGCGAAAAUGCAGAAACUCACUCUUUUAACCACAAACAUGGACAUGUACAAGCAUCCAAGACAUGUUCCAGGUUACCUAGGUUACACGCCGACCAUCAAAUAUAAGUACGGAGAUACAUUCGGCAAUACAACAGCCCAGUGGUUCAACGACUACAGACAAGACACGCUAAAAACAAGCAAAGAACGCAUGGGCAGAGGAGGAGAUAAAAACAUUCCCUUCCCUACCUACUACACCAAAAAUCCUGAUCACGUGAUCGGUGCACGGACCACAUCACGUGACCGGUGGUUAGCAGCUCCUAAAUAUAAACUGUUUAAUGUUGAUGAGAGAGGUGUGACGAUUAAUAAAUUUGAUAUGAACGCCCAGCAUUAUCGAGAACACUACAGAGAUCGUACAGAAACCGUACCACCUGUUAAUGUCUUCAUCUUAUCCAAGAUAUCACACGAUACGGAACCCCCAUUAUAUAUUAAAGAAGGAAAGAUAUCUGAUCAUCGAAAAGCAGUCGCGUUUGCAAACCACGUCUACAGAACGAUGAAAACAAAACCCUUAGCGGAUUCAUCUGUAGAAACUCGAAGAAUACGAGAUGUUUUCUUCGAACGAAGAUAACCUAGAAAAUUUGCGUGGCAUAAAAGAAAUAAUAUUCAAGAGAAUGGGAAAUAACCGAAAAACGGCAAAAACUGAACCAAGUAAAACGGGAUGCUAAAUUGUUUUAAACUUGAAAAGGUUUUGUCACAAGAGAAAAGCUCUCAAAGAAAAUCUUUUUUGAAAGUAUUGCAACUUUUUUUCAUUCCUGAAUAAAAAUGUAUUUGUUUAGUCUUAGGUUGGGUACACACAGCACCGUCGUACCCAAGCUAGACCACAAUGCACCAUGUUCGCUAACUCAAAGUCAUUCUAUUGGCAGAUUUUUAUGCGAAAUGUGAUUGGAUGGACGUACUACAGUGAAAAACUGGAGUCCUCUGGCUACAUUUGUAGCCAUUCCGAUAAUCUAAACAAUUAAUAAGAACAGCUUGGAAAAAUUAAUAUAAAAUAAACUGUUUUAUAAUAUGUUUUAUUUUCUCUUGGUAAUAUUGUAAAGAAGAUUUCAAUGGAGACUUGAUUUAUUUGUUAAGAAUAAAAAAUAUGGUGUGAAAUAUUAAGAGUGUUUUUGAAAAUAAAAUGAAGUGAUGCAAAA
Molecule: messenger RNA, 1326 nt
Organism: Actinia tenebrosa (Australian red waratah sea anemone)
Lineage: Eukaryota; Metazoa; Cnidaria; Anthozoa; Actiniaria; Actiniidae
Product: ciliary microtubule inner protein 2C-like
Source: RefSeq, a predicted model, not a curated record